AUGGUGCGCCGGCCGCCGGGCAAUGCGCCGACCACGACGGUGUCUCUGCGGAGCUCGCUGGAGCGGCUAAUCACGCGGAUCAAGAAGCGCGACUCGUACGGGUUCUUCCUGGACCCGGUGGACACGACUGUGAUCACAGACUACCUGUCGGUGAUCGACGAGCCGAUGGAUCUGGGCACAAUGCAGAGCAAGGUGGAGCGCAAUGCAUACUAUAGCAUCGACGAAUUCCGGCGCGACCUGCUGCUGGUGUGCGACAAUGCACGCAAAUAUAACGGUGCUGGGUCUAUCUACGCGACUUCUGCCGAUCGCGUA
Messenger RNA from Linderina pennispora, 312 nucleotides. Its product is annotated as Bromodomain-containing protein. Gene Ontology annotation, biological process: regulation of transcription by RNA polymerase II. The record is from RefSeq and is a predicted model, not a curated record. The annotation marks the transcript as partial. The transcript has a single exon. Gene Ontology annotation, cellular component: nucleus. Lineage: Eukaryota; Fungi; Kickxellomycota; Kickxellomycetes; Kickxellales; Kickxellaceae.